Messenger RNA from Cicer arietinum (chickpea), 2235 nucleotides. RefSeq names its product GTP cyclohydrolase 1-like. Gene Ontology annotation, biological process: tetrahydrobiopterin biosynthetic process; tetrahydrofolate biosynthetic process. Lineage: Eukaryota; Viridiplantae; Streptophyta; Magnoliopsida; Fabales; Fabaceae. Gene Ontology annotation, cellular component: cytoplasm. The record is from RefSeq and is a predicted model, not a curated record. Gene Ontology annotation, molecular function: GTP cyclohydrolase I activity; zinc ion binding; GTP binding.
UGUUGCAAAAUUGGUGAUAAUGGCCGACAAUACAUCAUCCACACAGACAACACAACACAACACAACACAAACGCCAUAAUCAUUUUCUUCUCUUUGCAUUGCAUUACACAACUCCUCCAUCUAUAACAAUUCCACGUUAUUUGUUGCUUUCUUGUUGAUGGUGUUGUUGGUGGGGUCCUCUUUUACUAUUCCAAAUCUCAAAAACCAGGAUCCACACAUUCCUAAAAUCAACCUUAACCCCAUGAAUCAUUCACUUCUUUUUCAAUCCACCCAGAUCUUUUCUCACCCUUUUCGAUUUAUUCUCUUUUUUUAAUUACUAUAUGUCUCUUUAAUAUCUGAUUUACAUGUUUUUGUGUUGUUCUCAAAACUACCCUUCAUUUGAUUCUGAGGCCCUUUAGUUGUUUCGAUGUAAAGUUUGAUACUUUUUUCAAAUCUGGGUCACUUUUGAUUUUUCCUAUUUUUUGGGGUAUCAAUUUUUUUUUUAAUUAUUGUUCAAUGGGUUGUUUUGAUGAGGGUCAUUUCAAUGGUGAGGUUGAAAAUGGAGUGAGUAGUAUUGCAGAUGAAGCAAAUACAACAACAGUUGCUAUUGAAGAUGCUGUGAAGGUUCUGUUGUUAGGUCUUGGUGAAGAUAUUAAUAGAGAAGGUCUUAAAAAGACACCACUUCGUGUUGCAAAAGCCCUACGUGAAGGAACAAGAGGUUAUAGACAAAAAGUGAAGGACAUUGUUGAAGGUGCUUUAUUUCCCGAAGCUGGCCUAGAAAAUAAUAAAAUUGGUCAUGCUGGUGGUGCAGGCGGACUCGUGAUUGUCCGAGACAUCGACCUUUAUUCCUACUGUGAAUCUUGCUUGCUACCUUUCCAAGUCAAAUGUCAUGUUGGUUAUGUCCCUUCUGGCCAAAGAGUUGUCGGCUUAAGCAAACUCUCGCGUGUGGCCGAAGUAUUUGCUAAACGACUUCAAGAGCCGCAGCGUCUUGCAGACGAGGUGUGUUCAGCUCUGCAACAGGGAAUAAAGCCCGCAGGUGUUGCUGUCAUUCUUCAGUGUACACACAUUCACUUUCCCGACAUAGAAUCGAUCUUUCUAGAAUCAAACCAGAAAGGAUGGGUGAAAAUACUCGUUUCAUCAGGUUCUGGUGUCUUCGAAAACAAAAGCGCAGACGUAUGGGCCGAUUUCUUUUUCCUUAUUAAAUCUAGAGGUGUUGAUAUGGAAAAAAUUCAUCUUCGAGGAUCGUCCGAACAAUGCUGGUGUCCAUCUCUGUCUGCUAUUUCCACAAAAGUUUCCUCCAAAAUCGGGCCGGUCAAUCCAGCUAUGGUUGCUGCAGUCUCUUCAAUUCUAAAAUCUUUGGGAGAAGAUUCGGUUAGGAAAGAGCUAGCAGGGACGCCUAAUCGAUUUGUGAAAUGGCUGUUGAACUUCCAAAGCAUUGACAUGGAUGUAAAACUGAAUGGCUCCCUUUGUGGUCGGAUAAAUUCUUCGAAUUCCAACAGGGAGGUAAACAUAAGUAACAACAAACAAAUAUACUCGGAGUUGAACUUGCCGUUUUGGUCACAAUGCGAGCAUCAUAUACUUCCAUUUCACGGUGUUGUUCACAUAGGAUACUUCCUUUCAGAAGGAUUCAAUCCGAUCGGAAAAUCACUUUUACAAUCGAUAGUACAUUUUUACUGUUUCAAGCUUCAAGUUCAAGAAAGGCUAACAAAGCAGAUAGCAGAAACCGUUUCGCCGCUUUUAGGUGGAAAUGUAAUAGUAGUUGUAGAAGCAAGUCACACAUGCAUGAUUUCUAGAGGAAUUGAGAAGUUUGGUAGCAGUACAGCUACCAUUGCUGUAUUAGGAUGCUUUUCAACUGACCUUGAUUCUAGGACCUCAUUCUUGCAAAGUAUUGCAAAUGCUACGUCUUCUGGAGGGCAAUGAUUAAUCUUAUUGGAUCCUUUGUGUCUGCAUAGUAGCCUUUUUGUUUAUAAAAUCUGAUGACAAAGAAAUUUUUGUGGGUAGGCUUAGAACUAGGGUUUUAGUAGCCUUAUCCUUGGGCCAGCCCUAGAGUGAGCCACUUUGUCCAUGAUCAAAUUUUAUUUUCUGUUUUGUUUACAAAGGUUGAUACUCGUCUUCAUUAUUUUAUGUAAUGUGGAGGUUCAGAAACGAAAAAUUUAAACCUGUUGAUGUGCUUGCAAAUGCUUGACUGCCAUGGAAAUGCAGGGGUUAGCAUCUAUCAGUUUUGAAUUGGUUAUAUGAAUAUUGUUCAUUAUUUUA